AUGAAACUUUUUCAUGAAGCAUUAAAUUUUAGCGAUUAAAUAUGUUUAUCAUAUGAUAUCUAUAAAAGAAAUUUUCCCCUGAAGAUAAAUAAGAUUACAAAAAAUGGAAUCACAUUAUAAUUUUUAAAUUAAUAAAGCAUUUAAAUUCCACCUUACUUACUUGGAAUUAUCUCUUUUAACAGAGUUCUUAUUCUAAAUAGGUUCAAUGAACAAUUGUUUAUAGGCUUAAUUUAAGAUAACAGCAUCAUUAAAUUGAUAUAUUUUUCAAAUGGUUAACCAAUAAAAUAAUAUUAAUUUUAAUUGCGUGAGAAUGUAAUUGAAAUAUUUUUUCUUUAACAGCAUAUGUAUUUAACAAUAAUCUAUUAAAUUUAAUAGAAAUAUAUCAAUUAAAUCUUGAUCAAAUAAAAAAGAGCGUUUAUUAAACCAAAAAAAAGAUAAUUAAGGCAAUUAAAUUAAAUUUUUCAAUAAUAUAUUUACUUGAAGAUUGUAUUAAAGUCUCAAUUUAAUUUACAUAAGAAACCUUUAUCUUUGAGUAAAUUUAAUAUUCUUUUGAUUGUACAAGUUCCUUUUAAUUUUAUAAACAAGAAAUAUACAUUGAUGCUCAUUCCAUUAUAUAUAAUCAUACUCAUUAUAACAUUAUAAAAAUAACAUUAAAAGAGAAAAUUGUUUAAGUAAAUAAUGUACUUUAGAAUCAUUUUCUUAUUUUCACAUAUUAUAAUGAUUAAUACUCUGCCAAAUUAUUUUUGUUCUAGAUAGAAGAAAUAAUUCAUCUUUACACACUUCCUACUUAUAACUAUACUAUUUAAUUUCCAAUUUAAUAUAAAAUACAAAUGUCAAUUUUAAUGAUUAAAGUUAGAAAAGCUGAUUAAGGUUUCUUUUUAUUGAUUUAUGAUUUAAAAAAUACAGCAGUAGAAUCAUUAAUUUAAAUUAAUGCAAUUGAUGAAGAGGAUAAUUAAUCUUUUGAUUUUAUUGAUGAAAAGGAAUAUUUUUUUUCAUAUUAGAGACAAUUAUAAAUUCAGAAUUUAAAUUAACCAUGCUUCUUCCUAAAAGGAUUAAAAGAAGGAUAAGAUUUUAUUGAGGAAACUUAACUUAUAAUUUCAACUAAAUCUGAAAUUUCUAAUGAAAAUAUAGAUCUAGAAUUUCAUUUAAUAAUUAUUAAUAAAAAUUAUACUUUACAAUUAUUAAAUUUAAGUUAAAAUAUUUUGGCAGGAGAGAUUUUAAACUAAGAGAAUAUUUUUGGUAAUAUUGAAGAAGUUGAAAUUAUUGGAUCAGAAAAUAUUUCUGUAUAUUAACCUUUAAUCUUUAAUAAUAUUUCAGCAAUAUGCAACUUUUAUCAGUUUGGUAUUUGUAUUUAUGAUAAAUCUAUUUUAAGAAAUAUUUUUGAUUCAAACACAUUUAUAAAAUUUUCAUAAGAUUUUGUUUAAUUACCUUUUUAUAUUGGCUUUAAUAGUGAGGAUUGUAGCCAUGCAAUUUAUUUAAAAUUAGAUGAAUCUCUCUACAUGAAUGAAUUUAAUUUCUGUCGCAAUAAUUAGAUAUAAAAAUAAAAUUAUACAAUCUCUAAUAAUGCUCACAGUAAAAUCUUAUAUUUAUUUUAGCUAUGAAAAUAUUUAAAUAAAUAAAUGAUUUAUAGAUGACAGGGCUAGAUAAUGGUAUUAUUUUAUUUUAUUUCUAAUACAAGCCCUUUUUAAAUUCAGUCCUCUUAAAUUCUUUCAUAAAUGUAGAUUUUGAUUUAUUUGAUGGAGCAAAGAUUAAUGAUUUCACUUAUUUCUUUCUCAAUAUUGGUUUUAAUGUUAUUGAAUUAAAAGUUUUUAAUGUUACUUAACUUGAUCAUCAUAAUGGAGCUAUAAGUGAUAUACUCUACUAAUAAAAAUAUAACCUCAAUAAUUUAUUUGAAAAAAGUUAAUUGAUUUAAAAGAAUUCUUCUAAAUUAUAAAUUUACCAUGUUUUAAAAAUUAACAAUAAAUUUCAAAUCAAAUUUAUUAUUAUUCUCAAAGAUAACCUAGCUGUGCUUAUGUAAAUAAUAUUAGAUUUGAAUAAUUAUAAUGAGACUAUAUUUGAAUAAUUGGGAAUGAUUCGGUAUGAAAAUAAAGCAAUCUUCAGAAAAUUGCUCUUUAUUGAUCUGAAUUAUGUGAUUUUGGCUUUUUCAUAAGAUUAAUAUCGUUUUAUUAAUAUAUUUGAUAUAAAUAUAUUAAAAAAUAAAAACAUUGACAGUAUUUAAAAAUUUAAGGAUGAUAAUUAUAAUUAUGUUGAAAGAUAUAAUGAAUCUUAUUUUAUAAUAGUUGAAUAAGUAAAUGUCUAAGAACAAAGAGUACAUCUAAUUACACUUGAUAAAUUUAAGAUUAAAUGUCACGGAGAAUGCUCUAAACCUUCAUAUAUAAAAUUAAGUAAUCAAGUAUCGCAAAUCUUGAUUGAAUUGGAUUUUUUAAAUGAAAAAUAAAUCAAUAAAGAUAAGUUACAAUCAUUUAUAGUUGUUUUUACUUUCAUUUGUAUAGUAAUUAGAUUAUUUUGUAAAAAAGAGAAAAAAAGAAGGGAAAAAUAAAUCAUUUAACAUUGA
Messenger RNA from Paramecium sonneborni, 2554 nucleotides. NCBI's taxonomy places the organism in Eukaryota, Ciliophora, Oligohymenophorea, Peniculida, Parameciidae. The record is from the annotation of a GenBank genome assembly.